AUGUCUUCUUCCGUUUUCUUCAAGUUCAAGUCAUCCAAAGAACCUCAGCGCAUUGUCUUCGACGGCACUGGUAUCACUGUCUUUGAGCUAAAGAAGGAGAUUAUCAAAACCAGCGGGCUGGGUGAUGGCACGGACUUCGACCUUUCGAUAUAUAGCGAAGAUGCCAACGAGGAAUACGAUGACGAUACUACCAUCAUCCCCCGCUCUUCUUCAGUCGUAGCCAGACGGUUCCCAGCUCAGAAAGCCGGACAUGGCAAGGCCGCACGCUACGUGUCCGGCAAGAUGCCGGUCAACGCUAAGAACGCGUAUCGCACUGAGGCGCCCACAUCCAAGCCUGCCGUACCGGGCAAGAGUGUCCCCUCGGUCGAUGGAGCCUCAGAUAUGAACAAGGCACAAACAGAGGAGGAGAGAAUUGCGGCCAUGUUCAAGGCUGGCGGGGACCAAUGGGAGCAGCAGCAGGCUCAGAUGGCCAACGCAAAACCAGUGUAUCGAGGAGGCCACAACAAAAAGCCGAACAAUGUGCCAGCUGGUGAUCCACCACCAGGAUAUAUCUGUUACCGUUGCCACGAGAAAGGUCACUGGAUACAGGCUUGCCCAACCAACGAUGACCCCAACUUCGAGAAUAAGCCCCGCGUAAAGCGCUCCACCGGCAUUCCGAAAUCAUUCUUGAAGACCAUUGCGAAGCCAGUUGCUCUUACCAAUGAUGGUCUCACCGAUGACGGUCGUCAGCCGGCCACUGUCUUGAUGGAUAGAUUCGGCAAUUAUGUUGUUGCAGAAGCCGAUGAAAGGUCCUGGGAACAGUUCCAGGAGAAGGCCAAAGCCUCGGCUGCAAAGCAGAAGGAAGUCGACUCGGGCAGCAAAGAGCUGCAAGACCGUGGAUUAGAGUGUCCCAUUGACAAACGAUUGUUUGUCGAUCCCAUGAAAACACCUUGCUGUGGCAAGACAUACUGUCAUGAUUGUAUUGAGAACGCACUCGUCAAUAGUGAUCUCGUAUGUCCAAAUUGCUCCAAGGAAGGUGUCCUGAUUGACGACCUUAUCCCUGAUGAAGAGAUGAAUGCCAAAAUCAAAGCGUAUGAGGAUGAGAGGACUGCGGAACGUAAGGCGAAGGAAGCCUCGAAGAGCCCGAAGGGGGCAAAUGCGACUACUGCUGCUCCCAAGGACGAGACGUCAGAGGCGAGAUCUGCUGGAUCCAAGUCACCAGCACCGCCGAACAAUGCCGCCAGCACGCCAUCGACUAUCGCGGCUACUCCUGCCACCAAUGGAAACACCAACAAGCGGCCCGCCGAAGAUGAACUCAGCAACGACCGGGUACCGACAGCGCCGGCUGCCAUGCGCAAGCAGCAAGCUCAGACCGUGCAAGCCCCCAGUGGCAUCGAUCAGAACUUCGUGGAACAAAUGAACGCACUUUCUAACCCUCUGAUGAUGCAGAACCAACAACUUCCCGGUGGCAACUUCAACUCCUUCCAAGGCCCAGGCAUGAACGGCAUGGGCUUCCCGAACCAGAACGGAAUGAUGGGCAUGCCUAUGGGCACCAUGGCUCCAAUGAUGGGAACGGGCGCUGGCAUGAUGAACCCCAUGAUGAUGCAAGGCGGCGGCUCCUGGCCGAACAUGAACGGCAUGAACGGCAUGAACGGCAUGAACGGCAUGGGCGGCAUGGGCGGCAUGGGCUACCCACAACAAAACGGCUAUGGCAACUACAACCAGAACAUGAUGCCAAACGGUGGCUACGGCUAUCAGAACUGGCAAGGCCAACAGGGCUGGGGGAUGAACGGUACGAACGGUAUGAACGGCAUGCCGCAGCAGACGCAGACGGGGAACAGCAAGAUGGGCGGCUUUCCCAACCAGCAACGGACCGUCUUCAGCGAGCCGUUGCAGAACCAAGAGGACGACGCGUAUUUCCGGAAACCGGUUAAUCCGCACCGACAUCAGCAUCGGCAGAAGAGGGUCCGGCCGAGCGACUACAGGGAGCUCUGA
This is a messenger RNA of Coniosporium apollinis CBS 100218, 1974 nucleotides long. RefSeq lists its product as uncharacterized. The coding region runs from base 1 to 1974 and encodes 657 amino acids. The transcript has 4 exons. NCBI's taxonomy places the organism in Eukaryota, Fungi, Ascomycota, Dothideomycetes. The record is from RefSeq and is a predicted model, not a curated record. Gene Ontology annotation, biological process: ubiquitin-dependent protein catabolic process; mRNA processing; protein ubiquitination. Gene Ontology annotation, molecular function: zinc ion binding; nucleic acid binding; ubiquitin protein ligase activity. Gene Ontology annotation, cellular component: nucleus.